CAGCUCGGAGCCGCGACCGCAGAGGUCCGAGCACUCUCGGCGCGUAAGUAACUGCUGCGCUUUCCUCUCCUAGAACCCGAGCCCUGCCGCGGAGCUCCGGGCGGCCCGGCCCCCAGGCGCUGCGGCCGCGCCGCGCGUCCCUGCCAGCCCGCACCAUGAACACCAUCGUCUUCAACAAGCUCAGCGGCGCCGUGCUCUUUGAGGACAGAGGCGCUCCGGAGCGGGAGCGGGGCGGCCGGCCCUUCGGUGGCGUCCUGGAGAGUCCCCACCCCCGCCCCGAGGUGGGCAUUCCCGACGGUCCGCCCCUCAAGGACAACCUCGGCCUGAGACACCGGAGGACCGGGGCCCGGCAGAACGGCGGGAAGGUGAGGCACAAGCGGCAGGCCCUGCAAGACAUGGCGCGGCCCCUCAAGCAGUGGCUUUACAAGCACCGAGACAACCCGUACCCCACCAAGACCGAGAAGAUUCUCUUGGCCCUGGGCUCGCAGAUGACGCUAGUGCAGGUGUCGAAUUGGUUUGCUAAUGCAAGACGUCGGCUUAAGAAUACUGUUCGACAGCCAGAUUUAAGCUGGGCUUUAAGAAUAAAGUUAUACAACAAGUAUGUUCAAGGAAACGCUGAGCGGCUCAGUGUAAGCAGUGAUGAUUCGUGUUCUGAAGAUGGAGAAAACCCUCCAAGAAACCACAUGAAUGAAGGAAGCUAUAAUACUCCAGUUCACCAUCCUGUGAUUAAAAGUGAGAGCUCAGUCAUAAAAGCUGGAGUGAGGCCAGAGUCCCAGGCCAGCGAGGACUAUGUGUCACCCCCCAAAUACAAGAGCAGCUUGUUGAACCGUUACCUUAACGACUCUUUGAGACAUGUCAUGGCCACAAACACUGCCAUGAUGGGGAAAACCAGGCAAAGAAACCAUUCGGGAUCUUUUAGUUCCAAUGAGUUUGAGGAGGAACUGGUGUCUCCGUCGUCGUCAGAAACCGAAGGCAACUUUGUCUACCGCACAGGUUACCUUUCUUGUUUCUCUGCCACAAUGACUCUGGAGUUUACAUCUUACGAUUCCAGCCACAGCCAAAAAUAACUGGCCACCUCUCAGUUGAAUCCCAGUAUUCCAUGGGAGAGAAUUGACAGACCUGAUUUAGGGCC
Messenger RNA from Lemur catta (Ring-tailed lemur), 1132 nucleotides. It is a transcript of the gene MKX, whose product is annotated as mohawk homeobox. Gene Ontology annotation, cellular component: nucleus. The transcript is spliced from 5 exons. NCBI's taxonomy places the organism in Eukaryota, Metazoa, Chordata, Mammalia, Primates, Lemuridae. Gene Ontology annotation, molecular function: DNA-binding transcription factor activity, RNA polymerase II-specific; RNA polymerase II cis-regulatory region sequence-specific DNA binding. Gene Ontology annotation, biological process: regulation of transcription by RNA polymerase II; cell development; muscle organ development. The record is from RefSeq and is a predicted model, not a curated record. Bases 156 to 1067 code for a protein of 303 amino acids.